Messenger RNA from Sorex araneus (European shrew), 577 nucleotides. RefSeq names its product NKG2-C type II integral membrane protein-like. The coding region runs from base 26 to 577 and encodes 183 amino acids. Gene Ontology annotation, biological process: positive regulation of natural killer cell mediated cytotoxicity; stimulatory C-type lectin receptor signaling pathway. The transcript has 5 exons. The record is from RefSeq and is a predicted model, not a curated record. Lineage: Eukaryota; Metazoa; Chordata; Mammalia; Eulipotyphla; Soricidae.
CAGCCUGCCACUAAGCAGCUCCGAGAUGAGACGCCAAAGAGAAAACGACCCACAACUGAAUUUGCAAUCAAGAAGACAGUUAAGGAAAGGUUUCCCCUUCCCUCCAGAACAGCUGAUUGCUGAGGUCCUGGGAAUUACCUGCUUGGUCUUGAUGUCUAGCCUUGUGAAAACCAUAAUCCUUAUUUCCUCUGAAAAUAACUCUCUGGUGCCUCAUUGUGCUCACUGUCCUCCUGAGGGAUUUACAUACUCCAACAAUUGCUAUUAUAUAAAUCACGGGAAAAUGUCAUGGCAUGAGAGUGUGGUGGCCUGUGCUUCUCGCCGGUCUCGCCUGCUUUAUAUAGAGAGUGAAGAAGAACUGAAAUUUCUGGUCUCCAUAUUAUCUCCAAGUUGGGUUGGAAUAUUUCGUAACAGCAAACAUCAUCCAUGGAUGUCAAUAAAUGGUUCAACUUCCAAACUAAAGAUUAAAGACAAUUCAGCUGGAGAAUCUAACUGUGUUAUUGUAUUCUCAGAUGGCCUCCAUGCAGAGAUUUGCACAUAUCCAAGUUCUUAUUAUUGCAAGCAUAAACUUCAGAAUUAG